AUGGAAAAUGUUGAAAAAUGGAAAUAUGUUUAUCAAAGAAGGUUAGCAUAUGAAAGGGAAUUGGGGAAGGAUGCAUUUGAAUGUAAAAAGGUGUUGAGUCUGAUUCAAGAAGCUGGUCUGAUGAAUACUGUAACAGGUUUUGGGAAGUGCUAUGAGAUGCUGGUCAAAGAAUUUAUAAUGAACAUCUCCAAAGAGUGUGAUAACAAAAGGAGCAAGGAUUUCAGAAAAGUGUAUGUCAGAGGAAGAUGUGUGGAUUUUUAUCCUGAAAUAAUCAACAGGCUCUUGGGAAGAAAUGAAGAAGAACAAGCUGAAAUUGAAGUUUCAGAUAAUUUCAUAUGUAAAGAGAUCAUAACUAAGAAAGUAAAAGAAUGUCCAAGGAAAGGAAAAUUGUAUGCUAGUGCCUUAAGUGUCAAGUAUGCUAUUUUCCACGUAAAUGGAGCUGCUAAUUGGGUGCCUACCAAUCACACCACUAAUAUAGCUAUUCAGCUAGGUAAGUUCGUCUACAUUGUUGGGACCGAGUCAAAUUUUGAUUUUGAGGCUUAUGUUUUUUAUCAUACUAUGAAACAUGUUGCAUCUUAUGCUGUAAAAAUGCCAAUAGCUUUUCCCUCUUUGAUUUGUGGAGUUAUCCUGAGUCAACACCCCACCAUAUUGAUCAAUUAUGACAGUACCUACAAAAGGGACCCUCCUCUCUCAUUGCAUUAUAGACUGUUCAUUGUGAAACAUGUCCUAUACAUUGUCAUGACAUCUGGACAUACUUCUUUAAGGUCCACUGAUAGAACAAGCAUUCUUACUGAGCUGAAAGACACAUGCAAGACUUUGGAUGAGACUAUAAAGAAUUGUACUGAAAGGAAAUGCAAACUUGAAAUGUUGGUUAAGGCUCUUUCUGAAGAGGAAGGUGGUGAGAAAGAUGAUGGAACUGAUGAGGAAGAGGAAAAUGAAGACAUAAUUGCUACUAGUGAUGAGGAAGAGACUAGCAGUAAUGCAGAUUAA
Molecule: messenger RNA, 990 nt
Organism: Lathyrus oleraceus (garden pea)
Lineage: Eukaryota; Viridiplantae; Streptophyta; Magnoliopsida; Fabales; Fabaceae
Exons: 1
Coding region: 1-990 (329 amino acids)
Source: RefSeq, a predicted model, not a curated record